Molecule: messenger RNA, 549 nt
Organism: Talaromyces marneffei
Lineage: Eukaryota; Fungi; Ascomycota; Eurotiomycetes; Eurotiales; Trichocomaceae
Exons: 5
Coding region: 1-549 (182 amino acids)
Biological process (GO): vesicle-mediated transport; intracellular protein transport
Cellular component (GO): Golgi apparatus; cytoplasm
Molecular function (GO): GTP binding; GTPase activity
Source: RefSeq, a predicted model, not a curated record
AUGGGAGGCUCACUUUCACGAAUGUGGUCCCUGAUCUGGGCGAAAAAGGAGAUUCGGAUUUUGAUUUUAGGUCUUGAUAACGCCGGCAAAACGACACUUUUGUAUAGAUUAAAGAUUGGCGAGGUUGUUACCACGAUUCCUACCAUCGGCUUCAAUGUCGAAUCCGUCACUUACAAAAAUUUAAACCUAAAUGUUUGGGAUCUCGGUGGUCAAACCUCCAUCCGUCCUUACUGGAGAUGCUACUACGCCAACACCGCCGCCGUUGUCUUCGUGAUAGAUUCCACAGAUAUCGAGCGAUUAGGGAUUGCAGCUGAUGAAUUGGCGGCCAUGUUGAACGAGGAGGAACUCCGGGACGCCGCGCUACUGGUUUUCGCCAACAAACAGGAUCAACCCGGUGCAAAGGGAGCGGGAGAGAUCUCGGAGGCGCUGAAAUUGGGGGAAUUGCGUGAUCGGAAUUGGAGCAUUGUUGCUUGCUCGGCUAUUGAUGGCAAAGGUAUUAAUGAAGGCAUGGACUGGUUGGUGCAAACGAUUCAAUCAGAGAAUGCAUGA